UCUAGGGCGGAAGGAAGGCGGGCACGCUACUACCCUAUCGCAACAGGUGCGCAGGCGCGCCAGUGAGGGAAAGUGUGCCUACCCUAUGCCUAAUAUUGACGGAGGGGUUGUGUAUUCAGCAGCGUCCGCGUUUGGCUUAGCAUGAUGUGGGGUUGUAGUGAGAAUGAGAAUUACUAGUGAUGAGCUCGGUUGGUGAAGGGAAAGUGGUGGAGUCAAGGGUCGGGGGAGAAGGGUUGACUUGGGGUCGUGUGUAGCCGCGGAUCUGUGGCCCCCUUGUAUGACAGGUCAGAUCAGAUUGUGAAGAACGAGAGGUGACAGGUGACAUCUCCCGCAGUGUUCGUGUUGAAGGGGAGCGGAGAGGAGCGGAGCGGAGCGGAACUGCCUAACACGUUGGCUGGUGGGCAUUUGCUUCCAGUUGAUUCGAUUAGAGGGAUGAUGAGUGAUCGAGCUGUUGGCGUGGCACUUCUCUUAUUCAGCGUGCUCACGUUCUCCUACUACACUUUCUGGGUGAUAAUUCUGGCGUAAAUGACGUCGCCGCUGCCGUGGAGUUCCGCGCUCCUCUGAGGAUCCAUCGUCUCCCGCGUUCACGGGCGGUGCGCCACCCAGCUCCCCUCCCCUCUCGCCGCCGGGGUUCUCAUUUCUGCGCGUGCACGUGCGCAGCCUGCGCGCCGCGCGGAUCUAUUCGUCAGCUCUGGUUCAACUCGGAUGAAUUGCGCCACCGCGUGUGCGCAUCUUUGUUUCUUGCCUGCUCACGGGCGCGCGCGCGCGUGGAAUGUUCUUCGUUUGACCUAGACGGCCAUGAUUUGAUCUUUUUCUGCGGGACUCCUUCCUCCCUGAUAUCAACGGGAGCUUCGGACCUCCUUCAGACAGCAGGGAACAGCAGGGAGGAGGCCCGCGGCGGCGUUAGGGGUCGUAUGCAUCGGCGGCCAUGAGUUGAUCUUUUCCUGGGAGACUCCUUCCUCCCUGACAUCAACGGGAGCUUCGGACCUCCUUCAGACAGCAGGGAGGAGGCCUGUGACUGCGUCGGGGAGAAGAGAGAGGCUGGCACGAAGGGGAAGACAACAACGUUCACGGGUUUUUUGUUUCUGAGGCCACGUGUGGAUUCUGUGAGACGACGCCACGUGUCAAUUCCUAAUUAAGAAGAAUACUGUUGUUGGUUGAGGCCACGUGUCAAGAUGAGCGGGCACGAUUCAAAGUACUUCACGACCACUAAGAAGGGUGAAAUUCAUGAGCUCAAAGAGGAGCUCAAUUCGCCGUACAAGGAUAAGCGGAAAGAUGCGGUGAAGAAGGUCAUUGCAGCUAUGACCGUCGGAAAGGACGUCUCGAUGCUUUUCACAGACGUGGUGAAUUGUAUGCAGACGGAGAAUCUGGAGUUGAAAAAGCUCGUGUAUCUUUACCUCAUCAAUUAUGCCAAGAGCCAGCCUGAUCUGGCAAUCCUUGCUGUCAAUACCUUCGUCAAAGACUCCCAGGAUCCUAAUCCUCUGAUCAGGGCAUUGGCGGUGAGGACAAUGGGGUGCAUCCGGGUGGACAAGAUAACGGAGUACCUGUGCGACCCCCUUCAGCGGUGCUUGAAAGACGACGACCCUUAUGUGCGGAAGACGGCGGCGAUCUGUGUGGCAAAGCUGUUCGACAUCAAUGCCGAGCUGGUCGAAGAUCGCGGGUUCCUUGACACGCUGAGGGAACUGAUCGCCGACAGCAACCCCAUGGUUGUGGCCAAUGCGGUGGCGGCUCUUGCGGAGAUUCAGGAGAACACGACGAAGAGCAUCUUCGAGAUCACGACCCAAACCCUUGCCAAGCUGCUGGCAGCAUUGAACGAGUGUACGGAGUGGGGGCAGGUGUUUAUCUUGGACGCUCUGUCGAUGUACAAAGCGAAGGAUGCGCGAGAAGCCGAGAACAUAGUGGAGCGUGUCACCCCGCGGCUGCAGCAUGCGAACUGCGCUGUGGUCCUUUCUGCGGUGAAGGUGAUCUUGCAGAACAUGGAGCUGAUUACCAGCACGGACGUGGUUCGAAACCUGAUGAAGAAGAUGGCUCCUCCUCUCGUGACUCUGCUGUCGUCUGAGCCCGAGAUUCAGUACGUGGCGCUCAGGAACAUCAACCUCAUUGUGCAGAAAAGGUUGAACAUUCUGGCGCACGAAAUCAAGGUGUUCUUUUGCAAGUACAAUGACCCGAUCUACGUGAAGAUGGAGAAGUUGGAGAUCAUGAUCAAGCUCGCAUCUGACCGGAAUAUCGACCAGGUGCUCUUGGAGUUCAAGGAGUACGCCACUGAGGUGGACGUGGAUUUCGUCAGGAAGGCUGUGCGCGCGAUCGGUCGCUGCGCCAUCAAGUUGGACCGCGCUGCAGAGCGGUGCAUCAAUGUUCUCCUGGAACUUAUCAAAAUCAAGGUCAACUACGUUGUCCAGGAAGCGAUUAUCGUCAUUAAGGAUAUAUUCAGGAAGUAUCCGAACACCUACGAGUCCAUCAUCGCCACUCUGUGCGAGAGUUUGGACACGCUGGAUGAGCCGGAAGCCAAGGCCUCCAUGAUCUGGAUCAUUGGUGAAUACGCAGAGCGAAUCGACAACGCUGAUGAACUGUUGGAGAACUUUCUUGAAAGUUUCCCUGAAGAGCCUCCUCAGGUUCAGCUCCAGCUCCUCACAGCCGCUGUGAAACUGUUCCUGAAGAAACCCAUUGAGAGAGCGCAGGAGAUGAUUCAGGUGGUCCUCAACAAUGCUACGCAGGAAACUGACAAUCCGGAUCUGAGAGACCGAGCCUACAUUUACUGGCGGUUGCUGUCGACCGACCCGGAGGCUGCCAAGGACGUUGUCCUAGCCGAGAAACCCGUUAUCAGUGAUGAUGCAAAUCAGUUGGAGCCGAAUUUGUUGGAUGAGCUGCUGGCGAACAUAUCGACGCUGUCGUCGGUGUACCACAAGCCGCCGGAUGCGUUCGUCAGCAGGACGAGGGUGGUUGUGCAACGGACAGAAGACGAAGAGGAGGAUACUGAAGCUGCAGGUCCGGGCGAGGUGUCGGCGCCUGUGCCGGAGCAUCUGCGGAUUGAGAGGGGUGUGGGAACUCCGGGAGGAUUGGUCGCUCAAGGUCAGCAUGGACAGACCGGUCCUUCGACGUCCCGAACACCUUCAGUGGCGUCGACUUCCGCGGCUCCACCUGCGGCGGUGUCUCCCCUCGGUGAUCUGCUUGGCGAUCUGAUGGGUCUGGAUGCGCCUGCCGUCGUCCCAGAAGAGCCCGCCAUGCCUGCCAAGCCGGUCUUGCUCACAGCGUCUGCUGGGCAGGGGCUUGAGAUCAGUGGGCAGCUCGUGAGGAGAGAGAGACAGGUUUAUUACGAUUUGACUUUUAAGAACAACAGCGGCCUUGUGCUGGAUGGGUUCAUGAUCCAGUUCAACAAGAACACAUUCGGCCUUCUUGCCGGGGCUCCGCUGCAACUCCCAGCUAUCGCUCCAGGCUCGUCCGCUUCCACGUUGCUCCCCAUGAACCUCUUCCAGAACCUCUCUCAAGGACCUCCCACUUCCCUUUUGCAAGUGGCGGUCAAGAAUCAGCAACAGCCGGUCUGGUACUUUGCUGACAAGGUUCCUCUACAUGCGCUUCUGCUUGAAGAGGGAAAGAUGGAGAGGUCCGCAUUCUUGGAGACCUGGAAAUCCCUCCCCGAUGCCAAUGAGGUGUCCAAAGAUCUCGCCAACGCUGUCAUCUCCAAUGUUGAUGCCCUGCUAGAAAAGCUACUGAACAACAAUAUCUUCUUCAUUGCCCGACGCCACCUGGCAGCCACAAACCAGGACGCUCUUUACCUCUCGUCCAAGAUCCCUCCGAAUACGCCACUCCUGGUGGAGCUGACUGCAGUAAUCGGUUUCCCGGGAGUCAAGUGUGCCUGCAAAACGGCCAUGCCGGAGAUGGCUCCUCUAUUCUUCGAGUCCAUGGAAGUGCUUCUGAAGCCCUGAUAGAUCAAUUCAUUGAUUGGUAACUGUUUGCUUAGCACCAACUUAAGAGUGAAAGGAGGGCUCUUUGGCUCCUUCUCCAGAGUGAGAACUGCUGUCCCUGUCAUGUGGAGGUUGGCUUCCAAGAACUAGCGACAGCUACAGUC
This is a messenger RNA of Chara braunii, 4066 nucleotides long. Lineage: Eukaryota; Viridiplantae; Streptophyta; Charophyceae; Charales; Characeae. The record is from the annotation of a GenBank genome assembly.